Spinacia oleracea (spinach) is the source of this 1269-nucleotide messenger RNA. Its product is annotated as serpin-Z10-like. The transcript has 4 exons. The record is from RefSeq and is a predicted model, not a curated record. Lineage: Eukaryota; Viridiplantae; Streptophyta; Magnoliopsida; Caryophyllales; Amaranthaceae. Bases 1 to 1269 code for a protein of 422 amino acids. Gene Ontology annotation, molecular function: serine-type endopeptidase inhibitor activity.
AUGACAACGAACUGCCCUACAAACCGUAAUAAGUUAAAACGUGAUGAUAAGCUCCAUGAAUAUGAUUAUGAUGCCAACAUGGGAUUGGUGGAGAAAAAGCAGCCUACUCAACACCGUCGCUACUCCAACAUCUUGCACGGCGGCCGCCUUCGCCUCACCAUGAAAUUCGGCUUAAAUGUGGCCAACAAUAUCUUGCAACAAAGUCUCACAACAACCGCUAACGGUGGUCCUAAGAAUGUCGUUUGUUCUCCGAUUUCCAUCGACGCCGUGCUAAACAUAAUAGCCCUUGGUGCAAAGGGUCCAACCCUAGACCAGUUGAUUGAGUUACUUGGGUACCAAGGUACCGAUGACUUUAAUGGCGUAGCGUCUUUGUUAGCCGGUGUUCUUAAGGAACCAAAGGACGGUGAUGGACUAGGUAUCACUUUCGUUAAUGCUUUGUGGAUUGAUAAAUGCUACACCUUAAAUUCUUCAUUCCAAAAAGUUGAUGAAGUGGUAAAAGAAGUAAACAAGUGGGCAGAAAAAACAUCAAAAGGUUUAUUUAAAAGCCUCCUUUCAAAAAAUGCAUUUUCUAAAGACACAAUCUUGCUUUUGGUUAAUGCUUUAUACUUCAAAGGAACUUGGGUUGAGAAAUUCAAGCAAGAGAAAACUAAAGAUCGAAACUUUUACUUGCUCAAUGGAAACAAAAGUGGAGUUCCUUUCAUGAAUAAAGCUUGUCAGAAGAGUUUUUCCAUGUACAUAUUCCUUCCAAAAACAAAGGACGGGUUGCCAAAUUUGUUGGAUAAGAUGAUACAAAUGGAUUCAAUCAACAUGUUUAGGUACAAAAUAAAGCUCAAAUAUGAGAAAAUUGACAAACUAUCAAUUCCUAAAUUCAGUUCCGAAUGUGAGCUUCAAAUCAGUGACAUUAUGAAGAAGUUAGGGCUAACAUUGCCAUUUGAUAGGAAUUGCAAAGAUCUUACUGGAAUUGUGAACUCCCCCUCUAAAGAAGAAGAGGUUUAUGUGAGUGACAUUAUUCAAAAUUGUCGCGUUGAAGUGGAUGAACAAGGAACAAAAGCCGCGGCUUUCACUAGGGCUCGAAUGAUGGUUGGAUGUUCAUGGCCGCCACCACCACCACCACCCAGGGGCGAAGCCAGAAUCCCCCAUAUAGCUUCGCCCAUGCCACCACCUCCGAUAAAAUUCGUGGCUGACCAUCCUUUUUUGUUUAUGAUCAGGGAAGAUAUUUCGGGUGCUAUACUUUUCGUUGGUACAAUGCUUAAUCCUUUACAAACCUAA